Messenger RNA from Ceutorhynchus assimilis (cabbage seed weevil), 1780 nucleotides. The record is from the annotation of a GenBank genome assembly. Lineage: Eukaryota; Metazoa; Arthropoda; Insecta; Coleoptera; Curculionidae.
AUGUUUGAAAUGGUUCUAGUUAUCGUCUCAAUCAAGUUUCAGAGCGUUACAGUUUUCCAAAAUGUGUUUUUCAAAUUUUUUUCUAUCAUUUUCGCACUAAGGGUAGUUUUUAACACACUCCGACGGCAGGUAAGGGGAUUUCCUUUGGAGAGAAUGUUUGAAAUGGUUCUAGUUAUCGUCUCAAUCAAGUUUCAGAGCGUUACAGUUUUCCGAAAUGUGUUUUUUCCAAUUUUUUUCUAUCAUUUUCGCACUAAGGGUAGUUUUUAACACACUCCGACGGCAGGUAAGGGGAUUUCCUUUGGAGGGAAUGUUUGAAAUGGUUCUAGUUAUCGUCUCAAUCAAGUUUCAGAGCGUUACAGUUUUCCGAAAUGUGUUUUUCCAAUUUUUUUCUAACAUUUUCGCACUAAGGGUAGUUUUUAACACACUCCGACGGCAGGUAAGGGGAUUUGCUUUGGAGGGCAUGUUUGAAAUGGUUCUAGUUAUCGUCUCAAUCAAGUUUCAGAGCGUUACAGUUUUCCGAAAUGUGUUUUUCCAAUUUUUUUCUAACAUUUUCGCACUAAGGGUAGUUUUUAACACACUCCGACGGCAGGUAAGGGGAUUUCCUUUGGAGAGAAUGUUUGAAAUGGUUCUAGUUAUCGUCUCAAUCAAGUUUCAGAGCGUUACAGUUUUCCGAAAUGUGUUUUUCCAAUUUUUUUCUAUCAUUUUCGCACUAAGGGUAGUUUUUAACACACUCCGACGGCAGGUAAGGGGAUUUCCUUUGGAGGGAAUGUUUGAAAUGGUUCUAGUUAUCGUCUCAAUCAAGUUUCAGAGCGUUACAGUUUUCCGAAAUGUGUUUUUCCAAUUUUUUUCUAACAUUUUCGCACCAAGGGUAGUUUUUAACACACUCCGACGGCAGGUAAGGGGAUUUGUUUUGGAGGGCAUGUUUGAAAUGGUUCUAGUUAUCGUCUCAAUCAAGUUUCAGAGCGUUACAGUUUUCCAAAAUGUGUUUUUCCAAUUUUUUUCUAUCAUUUUCGCACUAAGGGUAGUUUUUAACACACUCCGACGGCAGGUAAGGGGAUUUCCUUUGGAGGGAAUGUUUGAAAUGGUUCUAGUUAUCGUCUCAAUCAAGUUUCAGAGCGUUACAGUUUUCCGAAAUGUGUUUUUCCAAUUUUUUUCUAUCAUUUUCGCACUAAGGGUAGUUUUUAACACACUCCGACGGCAGGUACGGCGAUUUCCUUUGGAGGGAAUGUUUGAAAUGGUUCUAGUUAUCGUCUCAAUCAAGUUUCAGAGCGUUACAGUUUUCCGAAAUGUGUUUUUCCAAUUUUUUUCUAACAUUUUCGCACUAAGGGUAGUUUUUAACACACUCCGACGGCAGGUAAGGGGAUUUGCUUUGGAGGGCAUGUUUGAAAUGGUUCUAGUUAUCGUCUCAAUCAAGUUUCAGAGCGUUACAGUUUUCCAAAAUGUGUUUUUCCAAUUUUUUUCUAUCAUUUUCGCACUAAGGGUAGUUUUUAACACACUCCGACGGCAGGUAAGGGGAUUUCCUUUGGAGGGAAUGUUUGAAAUGGUUCUAGUUAUCGUCUCAAUCAAGUUUCAGAGCGUUACAGUUUUCCGAAAUGUGUUUUUGCAAUUUUUUUCUAUUAUUUUCGUACUUAGGGUAGUUUUUGACACACUCCGACGGCAGGUAAGGGGUUGUCCUUUGGUGGAAAUGUUAGAAAUGGUUCUGAUGAUCGUCCCACUGGGUUUGAUGGUGUUAUAUUUUUCCGAAAUGUGCUUUUCCAAUUAUUUUAAUAAUAAGGGUUGA